Molecule: messenger RNA, 2124 nt
Organism: Fonsecaea erecta
Lineage: Eukaryota; Fungi; Ascomycota; Eurotiomycetes; Chaetothyriales; Herpotrichiellaceae
Exons: 1
Coding region: 1-2124 (707 amino acids)
Biological process (GO): fatty acid beta-oxidation using acyl-CoA oxidase; lipid homeostasis
Cellular component (GO): peroxisome
Molecular function (GO): acyl-CoA oxidase activity; FAD binding; fatty acid binding
Source: RefSeq, a predicted model, not a curated record
AUGGCUGAUUUCACAGACAAGCUUCGACCUGCUGACCCCCAGGGCCCAACUCUCCUAUCCCAGGAGAGAGCCGGGUCCAGCGUGAACACCGAUCAAUUGGCAACCCACUUGCUUUCCCGCAAUGACUUUCUCAAUCGACAGAAGAAAGUCCUCGCCAUCCUGGAGCAAAUCCCCAUCUUCUGCAAGAAAAACCAGCUCAACAUGGCCCGUCCCGACCGCUAUCAUCUCAGCCUGGCACGAGCAAAGAUGCUGAGGAGACUGACUCUCAAGCACGGCUGGGACCGCGACGACUAUCUCAUGGCCGACUAUCUGAUGGAUGAGAUGGGCCCGUACGCUCUGCAUGGGACCAUGUUCAUCACUUCGAUUCGAGAACAAUGUAACGACGAGCAAAGAGCCUACUGGCUGCCCAAAGUCGAAAAUUGGGAGAUCAUCGGUUGCUACGGCCAGACUGAGCUCGGACACGGCAGUAAUGUCAGGGGCAUCGAAUGUCAAGCCAAGUGGGACCCUAAGACCAAGGAGUUCAUCAUCCACAGCCCUACCAUCACAGCGAGCAAAUGGUGGAAUGGUGCUUUGGGUCGAACGGCAUGUCAUGCUAUUGUGGUUGCACAACUGUUGCUUCCCGACCCGAACACUGGCAAGUACAAGUCCUAUGGUCCGCACCAGUUUAUCGUUCAGAUUCGGGACAAGAAAACCAACAAGCCCCUGGACGGCAUUGUGAUCGGUGACAUUGGCCCUAAAUACGGCUAUCCUGGGAUGGAUAACGGCUACAUGCUCUUCAACGAGUUCAGGGUACCUCAUUCAGCCCUGCUGUCCAAGUACUCCGGGGUUGAUCCAGAGCGCGGAACCUACAUCAAACCUCAAAAUGCCGCCCUCGUCUACGGGUCCUUGACUUUUGUGCGGGCUCAGAUCAUCAUGCACGCGAGACUCAUUCUCGCGAGAGCCGUCACGGUCGCGGUUCGCUACCUCUCUAUCCGUCGACAAUUUCCAGACCGAGAUUCCAAGGACCCAAAUGCCCCUGAACAAGCCGUGCUCAAUUAUCCCACCGUCCAGAUCCGCAUCCUCCCACUUCUGGCCACGACCUUCGCUCUCCAUUAUACAGGCGAAGCAAUGUACAAGCUCUACUACGGCACUCGAGAACAAAUCGAGAAGGACGGCGACUUAUCCCGUCUGGCCGAGAUGCACGCAGCCUCCUCUGGUUUGAAAUCACUGUGCACCACUCUUGCGGCUGACGGUAUCGAGACCUGCCGUCGGGCCAUGGGAGGUCACGGAUUCGGAGGUGGCAGCGGUAUGAUCGCUCUCAACAACGAGUAUCUGUCCAAACCCACUGUCGAGGGAGACAACUGGAUGAUCACGCAACAGACCGCGGCCUAUCUGAUCAAGAGGAUGACCGAAGUGACGAAGAACCCCAGGGCGAAGCCGGUUGACACCGUGGACGUCCAGUUCCAAGACUUUGUAGCCAACAAGUCCAGAUCAUAUGACUUCGACAUCCUCGGACACCCACUGGAGCUUGUCAAGGCCUUCAAGCACAGGGCUUCAUAUCUCUCCUAUCAAGUCUACCACGCCAGGGUCGUGGAGAAGAAGCCCUGGACCAGCAUGAUGAUCAGCCUGCACAGACUCAGCCGAGCCCACUCCGAGAGUCUCCUGGUGUCGAACUUCUACACCGCAGUCUUUGAGAGCACUCCCAACCCUCCACUCGAUGCCGCGACCUUGAACGUUUUGGAGGCUCUGUUCCGCCUGUUCGCACUGUUCACGCUGGACGUAUCUGCUUCUGAAUUCCUGCUGUCCCGGGCCUUGUCGGUCGACAAGCUGCAGCUUGUGACCCCCGCCAUCCAAGAUCUGAUGGCACAAGUGCGGCCCCACGCCGUGCGACUCGUGGACGCCUGGUCUGUCCCGGACUACUUGCUCGAGAGCGCAUUGGGCAGCUAUGACGGCGACGUAUACAAUCGCCUCUUCCACAAGGCACACAAGGAGAAUCCGCUGAACCAGCUGACCUUCAAUCCGGAUUGGAGGACUGAGGAGAUUGUGAUGGGCGAAGGCGAGGAGAAUGCCCGCAGACGGCUGGAGGCCCUGGCACUGGGCGUGACAGGGCACGAACAGUUUGGCGCGGUCAAGUCAAAGUUGUAG